UGCCCCAUCGUUGGUGUCAGUGGGGGAGGAAUAGUGCCCCAUUGUUGGUGUCAGUGGGGGAGGAAUAGUGCCCCAUCAUUGGUGUCAGUGGGGAGAAUAGUGUCCCCAUCAUUGGUGUCAGUGGGGAGAAUAGUGCCCCAUCAUUGGUGUCAGUGUGGAGGAGGAAUAGUGCCCCAUCAUUGGUGUCAGUGUGGAGGAGGAAUA
Staurois parvus is the source of this 204-nucleotide messenger RNA. The record is from the annotation of a GenBank genome assembly. NCBI's taxonomy places the organism in Eukaryota, Metazoa, Chordata, Amphibia, Anura, Ranidae.